AUGUUGACAGGUCAUACUGUCGGUUUACUGGAAUACAGUGAAUCUAAUCAACUUCUCUUAAAAGAUCCUGUAUCUGAGACUGAUGAUGAAGAAGGAGAACUUUCACGUAAGGUACUCCAUGUGGCCUCAUUCGAGGAGCUAGCGAGGCCCCAUCUGCAAUAUGAUACAGUAAUUUGGGUCCUUAUAUCGUUGCUUCUGGUUUUAGCCUGGGGAGUUGGAGUUAUUAUGCUUCUAUAUCUCCCUAUAAGAAGAUAUGUGCUGAAUAAAGAUAUCUCCUCACGUAAAUUAUAUGUUACACAAGAUGAGAUAGUUUACAAGGUAUAUCCCUAUUUUUUUCCUUAUGUUUCAUUCUGAUUUUAUUUAUCUUCUCGUUAAAAAAGACUUUGAAACGUUAUAGGUUGUCAGGCCUUCAUUUCUACCUUUCUUGGGAUUUACAAAAACUGAGAAGCGCAUCCCUCUUCACAUGGUUAUUGAUAUUAUCAUUGAACAAGGUAUGCAUGCAAUCUGCCGCUAAAUUAGCCUUAUGAUUCGUCUCCCUGGACAAAUCUGGUGCUAUAUUCAUUGAUUUUGUAUCAGUAUCUUAUGUUCUGCUCCACAGGUUCGUUAUGCUUUUGUCAUAGCAGUAUACUCCUGCUAGCCAGUAGUAGUGGCUAGAAUAUCAAUAAUCAGUCAUGACCGCUUGGUCAACUUGUUUUUCUUCAGUGUGCUUUCACUGACCCAGGUGAUCUUAGGUUCAACUGAAUAGAAAUCCUAAGCAUUGCCUUUUGAUCUUACAACUUCAAUUAAUUGAAGAAUAUCCAAAUUUCUGUCUGUGUUAGUCCGUUUUAACUUUUUUUCCUCUGGAUCCAAUUGAUCCUACGAAGGACUACUCAUACAUAAAAUAUUUUGGAAAAAAAAAUCAUUCCCUUCAGGAUUUCCUGACAAAGGUUUUUUUCAUACUCAACUUCCCUUACCUCUCAACUCAGGAUAAGUAUUGCCUGACUAUUGGAGGGAUUGUAUCAUUUUGGAAUUUGAAAUACAUACUUAAAUGUGAUUUGCUAAAUAUAUAUUAACCGAACGCUAAGAGAAAUGCAUUUUCUCUCGUUCAUCUGUGGAUCCUGGGGAAUCAUAGAUAUGCUGGAUGCAUGAUUAUCAUCGUACAUUUAAUUUCUGAUGUUUAUUGACAUAUUUCAUCUGCUGCAUUGGUAGGAUUCAGUAUGGAUUUCUGAAUAAUAAAUGAUGAGAUUUGAAGGUAAUAAUUAUAGAGAAUUUGUGGUAUUUUAUGGAAAAAGUAAUGCUUUCUGGUUCGCUGAGCCCAGAAACGUUUUUCUCAUUCUAUUUUACGCACUUUGUCGUGUGGGGAACUAUGUUAGUUGAUGGUCCUGCAGAGAACAUUUGUCUUUUAAGGAAUUUCUUGCCAUAAUUCAUUUGAACUGCUACAUAGUAUCUUGGAUAUCACCCCUGGGUGUCUUUUCGUUUUUCUCUCUCUGUUUUUCUUCUAGAAAAUGUACUCUGUUAGGAGAAUGUUUACUUUUCUUUCUUUACUAGAGACUCUUUACUAUUUUAUUCAGUGAAAUUCGAUUAUUUUUCACUAACUUAGGACAAAGGAGAACAUGCCCAUACACCAGGGUAUGGAACAAACCUAGCUUCCUCAUUUUCACAAUAUAGAAGAGCACGGACUUUUUUCCCAGUGUAAUUUAACAGGAAGCGGGACUCACUACUAUCCUCUUGGUUCUUUGGAAUAAUUUGUUACUUUUUAGCCACGUGGCCCCCAGUGUAUCAAGUAAAAUUAUCUUCCAAACCUGGAAACCACCUUCAGUGCUCACCUCAAAUUUCAUUUUAGGAACGACUUCUCUUAUCCCUAUACCUGGUUACCCUCGCACAGUUUGUACGUUUUGGAAGACUCUUCUCCUCAAUUGACUACAAGAACUACGUUUUCGUAAAUAGAAGGUCCACCAUGCGAGAGACUAAUGUGAUUCAUCAGUGACAACCAAAUUCUUCAUUUACAAGCUAUUACGUGGAGCCCACAGUUAAGUGGGAACCUGCCAUCGCCCUCCCCACUAUAACUCCAGUAACUGUGAACCCUACCUUGGGGAUGAUAACCGCUGCAUUUCAUCACCUUGGAGGUUCUUCCCCAGUCUUGACGGUUUAUUGGUCUCUACCUUUCCAAAUCCAUAACUUAUAAUCUUAUGUUGACUUCCGGACAAGGGGAACCAAAAUAUGCUUCUUAUGCUUACCUGCUCGCUCCUAACCAAGGGAUUUUCUAUGCAUGCAGGUUGCUUGCAAUCUAUCUAUGGGAUCCAUACAUUUAGGGUUGAAAAUAUAGCUUAUGGAAAAGCUGCUGCUAUGGAUGAAUUACAGGUUCAAGGGGUUUCUGAUCCUGAUCUUCUGAGGAAGGUAAUUCAGAAUCCUAUACAGUCAUAUUCUUCUGGAGGAGGAGGUAUCUUCUUCGUAUUUAUGGCAAGUAAAGCAGUAUGAUUCAGAUAAAUUUUAAAUGACAUCAUCUACACCAGUGCUCGCUAUCUUGUCACUUGUGAUUGAACUGUCUAUAGUUCUCAGAAUCAAAGAGUUACUGCAAUAUAUUCCAGUGAAGUUUUGAUGGAGAUGUACAAGGUCUUUAUUACAAGAGACUUUGAGAUAACUAUUUUGGUUCGACUGAUACUCUUGUCAGGCAGAUUAUCGCACCAAUUUCUUUAUGAUUUUUUUAACUAGCAAUUGUUGUAGGCUCUGCCUCUGUGAUAGUUAUCGGCGUGUUAUUCAUAACUCGAGUCGUUGUAUUAUUUAGGAUUAAGGACAUGGCCACUAUUUUUCCAAUUAAAUUGGAAAAAUCAGUGAAGUCCCAAAUAUAUGAGAGUAUUUCAUUUGAGUCUUAAGCACAGUUUUUUGAAUAUGAGGCCCUCUCGUUCUUCCCAUUUCUUGAAUUAAUACUGAACUUUUGAACUAAAUAAAGAAAGUUACUGUCGUCAAGUUCAGUUCUCCAUGAAAUGCCUGAAAUCGAAAUUUUCUUUUGUUUUUGUUUUUGUUUCGAUUUGCAUUCCUCUAGGGAUAGUUAGUUUUCGUUCAUGAAUAGGCGCUAUGAAUAAAUACUGUUAUUCACAUUCUUGUUUGGGACAUCUCAUCUGCGAGCGAUGCUUUUGUCAGUGAUUGGUGUCCCAAUCUUAUGUCUUUUUUUUAUCUUCCUAUGCUCUCGUUAUCUCUUUGAUGAUUUCUUCCGUUAUGCAACUCAAAUCCUGUGAUUAUACUGUAACACUUGUCGGCACUGUGAUCCACUUGAGAUUCUGUAAUGCAAUUCGGGUUUGUAAGCCUCACCAUUAUUUGCCUGGCAACAUGUUACGAAGCCAACUGUCGUCUACACAAGACGAUCUAGACCCCCACGUUGAGGGGGGACCACAACAGAAUAAUGCACUGGGGCCUAUAAACAUAGAAGAGGCCGGAAUAAGAAAGGAGGGGAAGAAAACGGAGAGUGGAGUGGGAGAUCUGUCCCUGGGCAGGUCCUAUUCGGGCUCUCCUGUUCCUGAGGAUCGAUCUGACCUCAAGAACUCACCCUACUGUCUGCGAACCUCUAUUGUCUUUCCAAUUUUCAUUUUCAAUUGUUGUCUGGUUCUUCUACACAACAGAAGAGUUGAUUUCCUGAAUGGAACCACGUCUAAGGUAAGAUUAGGGCAUAGAUUCGCCCAAAUCUCAAGAGGUUCGUAACACAACACUUAAAGGCCAACAGCCUAUGCUAGUUUGGCUCAAACUCCUGAGUGCAUUCUAAGAGGAUUGAGACACCAAUCACGGCCCUCUCUUUCAACUUUUUCAUUAGUUUAAAAUGGAUCCGUUUAUUUAUCCUAGGCCAUAGCUCUGUGAGGUGAUUUGGGGCUCCUCUUGUCAGUUGCAUCUUCAUUUGUUGCACGAAGUGAACAGUAUCUUUACUCUUCUUCCUUCUUACCUUUCAUGUAUAAUUGGUGCAUGCUGAUUACUUAUUCAGACAUGAACAUAAAUAUUGCUUCUCUACGGAGGUCCCGCUGUUCUCUCCUUCUGACGUGUCAAUGUUACAGCAGUAACUUUGCCGUCCACAAUGGGUUAUUUAUGAUCUUGUAUCAGAGUUUAUGCCUGAUAUCUGUAGCUUUCGUUGUGUUGUAUUGUGAUUUACUGGCUACACUGAGGCCUGACUUGCUCAUACCGUGCUUACUAUAAUUCUCGUGGUUUUAUUCAUUUGAACUCUGUGUGAAUGACACAAAUACCACUUGUGAUGAUGCUCCCAUUUUUUCUCACAUGAGGAAGGAUCUUCAUUAGUAGGUUGAGAAAAAGGAUAUUCAUUAACUGCGCACCUUUUAAGAUCUGAAAUUACUUUUCAGUGCAAUAUCUUAUUCAUUAUCGUAUGCCACUGACAUCUCACGAGCCUUGCAUAUUAGACAUAACCGCAAAACUUCACACGUGAGAAUUUUCUGCCCCUAACAUCAGACUUCCGUUCAUUUCCCCUUCAUGUCUUGGCCUUGUUGAGGCUAGAACUGUCUAUAAGCUGGCCGAAGCCUGGGUUCAUCUUGGAUGGGGUUGCAUAAGAUCAUGCCAAGCUCGUCUCAUAAAUUUGCUGAUGCACUUGAAAAGCCUGGGUCAACUUGGGCUCUAUUCUUUUGAUUAGAAAGCUCUCAAAGGAUUUGAGGAGGAAGCAUCACAGAUGAAGACGGGAAACAACAUUAAAGAGACCUUGAAUCGUUAGGCUUCCCAUCUCAGAUUUUUUAAAUUGCCAUUGUCCGAUAUCUUCGCCCAGUUCCACCCCAUUUUUAGCUGAACGGGAGAAGAAUUGAACUCCCCAACGUAUGUCUCUGAGAGUACAUUGAUGCUUCUAGUUGGGCAUGUUUCAGUGCAGCCCAUUUUUUUUCACAGCCGUAGUUUGUGGCUUGCUCGCGUGAUGUUCCACUGUGAGAUUCUUUGCUUAAUCUUUAGCAUAUCAUUACGUUGACCACGCCAAUCUUCAUCACCUGUCAGCCCACUUCUUCUCUCGUAAUUUCUCAAUCGCCAGUCGGACAAGGAAGCUAGGUGUUUUUUUCUCACUCUAACACUUAGACCGCCAUCAUGUUGUGACUGACACUUGCUAUCAUGAAAGUGCAUCCUAUUGAUGACUCAAUUUCUGGCAAAUUUUGUCAUUCGUGGGUGCACCAACCCCAAGAAGGGGUAGAUAUUCUGAUCAUCAUUUCCCUGCGUUGGGUCACUUGUGAGAGAUGUUCUUCUAACCUGCAGGUCAUCAUUUCCGAGGCCGCCAAGAGUAUUCAAGUAAAGUGCUGGAAUGCCGGCAGAUUUCCCGGGGAUGGAGAAUCCCCACUGACUCACACGGGGUAUCUUAUGGGUGUUUCGCCGAUCUCUAGGUUCCGAUCUCCCAGUGGAAAGGUAGCAGCACAAUACGUAGUGUCUUUCCUUCUCAUCAUGUGAACUCUUCUUCUUCUUCGUCUUCUUCUUCAAUAUCUUCUGGACCGACCCAGAUGGCGGCAUCACCACGUUUUGAGCCUGGAGCAGUGGCUCCCGGGGAUUUCCUGCGCAAGCUCGAAGAAGUCAAGCAAUCCGUGAAGGUGCUGAGAAUGUCACCGACUACUUACUACUUGUUGAAAAGCUCACUAUCUAUUUCCUUUCUUCUCGAACAGAGACUCGAGUCACUUGUUGGAGGUUCGGAGGAGGACAUCGAGGAGUGCUGA
Messenger RNA from Spirodela intermedia, 5651 nucleotides. NCBI's taxonomy places the organism in Eukaryota, Viridiplantae, Streptophyta, Magnoliopsida, Alismatales, Araceae. The record is from the annotation of a GenBank genome assembly.